Molecule: messenger RNA, 3939 nt
Organism: Adineta ricciae
Lineage: Eukaryota; Metazoa; Rotifera; Eurotatoria; Adinetida; Adinetidae
Source: the annotation of a GenBank genome assembly
AUGCAAGUAGCCACUAAAAGAUCGACAAGUAGAAUGAAACGACUACGCAACUAUGUUCUGAAACUAAACAUCUAUGGUGAUAAAAGUGAUUUGACACUCAUUGAUCAAUUAUUAUCGACGGGAGUAUUCCUCCUUUUAUUAUUCAUACUUCUGAUUCUCAUUACAGUUUAUCUUAUUCUCACUCUUCAAACUCAUUCGGUGACUAUUCAGUCUCCAUCGGAAUCCGCUUUCACACAACUGUCUCAACAAUAUCCAAGCACACUUUCAUGCCCAUGUUCACGCACAUCUGUUCGACAUGAUCGAUUUCUCUCACUCGAUCCUCAGUAUCAUCCCAUUUGUACGAGUCUAUUAGUUAAUCAAUCAUUUAUUUCAUUAUUAUCUUCUGCGAAUGUGAGUGAGCAUUUGGUUGAUGAUUAUCGAAUAAUGGCAACAUCUCAUUUUCAAAUUCUUGCUUUACUUUGUCGCACAGUUCGACAAAUGAUUGAUGAUUCUCUCAGUGAAUUUCUCUCACAGUAUUUCACUACUUCAGAAGCUGUCUCAAACGAAACAUUCAAUGCCCAGAUGAAUCAUCUUGUAGAACAAUUGAAAACAACAAAUAUUGCCAAUAUAAAAUAUACAAGAGAUUUUCUGUGGUUGAACGUGUUCUACAAUGGAAUUUAUUCGGGAUUAAAGACAAACUUUUACGAUAAAGGCUCGGAUGGUCACCUUAUGACCUACAUUGUGCGUUCUUAUAAUUCUUCAAAUGGGGUCUGUAGAUGUCAUAGAUCUAUUGAUUGCACUGCACAAGCUAAAAUCACAAAGAUAGUAUCGUCUAAUGCAACUGUAAAUACAACGACGGCUGCGCAGAAAUCAAUCAAACUCUUUACUAUAGCUGGUCUAAAAGUUGGUUGUUUGCCAUACAACUCAUUACUUCAAUCGACUCUUCAAUGUUUCUUCAAUCAAUCAUGCAUCAAUCGAAUUCAAAAGUACCUCCCUGCAUUAACCUUCGUCCCUCCGCUCUCUGCUCACUCUCGUUUCCAACAAGAUGCCACAGUCGAGCAUCUUCUCGAUCAACUCUUCGUCGAAUCAUGGAACCCAAUCAGCAAUUUCACUGCUUAUUUUCAAAGUUGUUCUCCUCACUCAUGCAUAUAUUCAAAUGGUCGACGAUUCAAUAUUCUUUACGUCAUUGUCAAACUCAUUGGCAUUUUCGGUGGCUUGAAGAUGGUGUUGAAGUUCUUUGCUCCACUCAUUGUCAAACUUAUUCGACGUACUCAAACGUGUCGAUGCAUUUCUGAGACAGUGGACGAAAAUGAAAUGCCUGUUCAACAAAAUGCAAAGCAUCAUCUUGCAUCUCUUGUACGGAAAAUAAAAACAAAACUGAAGACACUGAAUCUGUUUCCAUUGUUGUCUGACGAAACAGAUGGAUUGUAUUCGACACGACUCUACAUCAUCUCAUAUAUCAUUGGAAUCAUCGUGUUAGUCUUCUAUAUCUCGAUAUCAGUUCAGAUGCGAAGCAUCACUAUACACGAUCUAAGUUUGAACGAAUAUGAACGAUUGUAUGCGAAAUAUGGCAGAACAUUGAUCUUUCCAUGUAGACAUAUGUCUGUGUCUUAUUCUUCGAUUAUUCAUCUCGAAGUCGAACAUCAUCAAGUAUGUUCGAGCGAGUUUAUCGACGACAAUGUUUGGUUGCCAUAUUUUAAUACGACUAUUCGUUCCUUCUAUGCGUUGGAUUUUCGAAUUGAAGGUUCAAAUAUAUUUCGCAUACUGCAGUCAUUAUGUCGAUUAUCGAAUGAAACAGUGAGAAAUCAACUACGAGUGUUCAAUGAAAUGCAAUUCAUCAAUGCACAUGUUGUGUCAAGAGAUACAUUCGAUAUUCAAACAUCCAUUCUAAUUCAUCAAUUGCAACAAAAGACUCUUGACUCAUUUUUAACAAUAUUUCAACUGGUUCGUGCAUCCAUUCAGCUGAACCAAUUUAUGGUAUUUGGUAGUACAAAUUCUCAAAUCAAGCAAUACAACAACAACGGUACUCUAGUAUCCCGUUUUGUGCCAAAUAAUGACUACGACUAUAACUGUUCAUGUGGCCAAAGUGUUGAUUGUCGACGUUCACAAGGUUUUUACUGUACCGCGUCCACAUGUAAAUCAUGGAAGAAUAGACCAAAUCAGACUAUACCUGGUUUAGUUCUAAGUUGUUUACCUAUCGACUCUCUUCUUCUAUCAACACUCGAGUGUUUCUACAGCUCACCAUGCAUUCAAAUGCUCAUCGAAUGGCGUUCAUUUAACGCCACAGUUCAAACAAAUGAUUCACGUUUCACUAGCGUCACUCCGCUGGAUCCAAUGCGUAACACUCGUUUUCCACCUACGACCAAACUGGAAAAAAUUGUCUCAGAGCUAUUCAUCGAAAAGUGGAUAAACAAAACCAACUUCACCGCAUUCUAUCAGCAAUGUGCACCACACAUAGGUACUUAUACAUCUGAACAGCACUUCGAUCGUGUGUUUAUUAUUAUAACAAUAUUUGAGAUCAUCAAUGGUCUUUCUCUUAUUCUUACAAUACUCAUUCCAUUCUUUGUCAAACUAUGUCGAGGAAUCAAGCGUUACUGUUCCCAACCUCCCAAUGGCAUUCGAAGAGGAGUCAUACUCAAUGUACGCUUUUCUCACCGAAAUAUUCUUCAAAAAUUUGCGAGGUUCAAGAAUUAUGUGCAGACGUUGAACUUAUACGACAAACGACACUUUCGUCCCUCACCAGGUCCUCCAACAAUAACAUCUACUGAUGUUUUGUUGAUCGAACGACAGCGCUUCGCUACUCGUGUUUUUUUCAUUUCCUUUAUCAUAAUUCUCCUGGUUGUUGUCAACGCUAUUACCUUCAAUGUUUCAACGCAUUCGCUCACGAUUUCAUUUCCAUCCGAAUCAACCUUUGAAUCUCUUCAAAGAAAAUAUUCAUCAAAACUUUCUUGCCCAUGUUCACAAACUACAGUUUCAUUUUCCAAAUUUCUCUCAAUCGAGCCAAAUGCAUAUCAUCAAAUAUGUUCAAGUGACUUUAUUUCAUUUCGCUUCUUGGAUAUUCUUUGGGGGUCCAAUAGAAGCAGCAUGUAUUUUAGACCGGUUGACGAUAAAGUGUUGAGUAUACAAUUUCGACUGUUGGCAGCAUUAUGUUCUCUUGCAAACAGCACCGUUGAGGAAAGGAUACGAACACUAUCGAAUCGAGAACUCGUCACUCUCGAACCAUUAUCACGACGCUCAUUCGAUGAUCAAAUUCACUCGAUUGUGAACAGUUUUAUACGAGAAACGCCUCGUGAUUUUCGGCGAACACAUCAAUAUAUCAAUGACAUGCUUCAUGCUAAUCAAUUUCAAACUUUUCUCUUGACAAAUUGGAAUCUAGUAACAACAUCUGUUGGAACAUCACACUAUUUCUCAACAAGUCCAGUUUCAGUAAAUGAAAGUGACCAGUUCUGUUCAUGUGAGACUUCCUCAACAUGUGCAAGAUCGAAGCUGGAAAACAUGAAGUACCGAGAAACAUUCGCUGGUCUCGUUGUCGGAUGUUUACCUGUUCAUGGCCUUCGACUUUCAACUCUCGAAUGCUUUUACAGUUCACGAUGCUUGGAGAAAUUAACUAAAUUUGUCAAUAGUUCAUCGGUUCUGUCGCCUUUGGAUCGAUCGAUUCCUAGUCGUUUCACACCAAUCUCAUCAACACCGAUCGGUACUCUGAUCGAUGAGUUGUUCAUCGAAUCAUGGCAGAAUUCGUCUAAUUAUUCGAGUUAUUACUCGAUAUGUGCACCAUCGAACUGUCGAUACACAUAUGUCGAAAGAAAUGGUUUUGUAUACACGUUGACUACGAUUCUUGGUUUAUACGGUGGACCGACUGAAGGGUUGCCUAUCGUUAUUUGGAGCAGUCUGUAUGUGUAUUGGAAGAUUCGUGAGCGAAUCAAGAGACAUAGACGUAUUUUAUCUAUAAAUGGUGACUGA